This is a messenger RNA of Eimeria tenella, 666 nucleotides long. RefSeq lists its product as uncharacterized. Bases 1 to 666 code for a protein of 221 amino acids. The transcript has 3 exons. Lineage: Eukaryota; Apicomplexa; Conoidasida; Eucoccidiorida; Eimeriidae. The record is from RefSeq and is a predicted model, not a curated record.
AUGGCGGCCGACAGCUCCCUGCUGCAGCUGGAGCAGCUCCUGGGAGGAGCAGCAGCGUCGACUGCUGCUGCUGCAACCACAAGCAGCAGCAGCAGCAGCGGGGGCCCUGCUGCUGUGCUCACGAAGGAAGCAGCACGCAGCGCCGCCAUUGCAGCAGCAGCGCAGGCCACGGCUCUCUCCCAACGCUGCCAGUCUUUGCUGCCUCUCCUCAAACAAGCUGCUGAACACAACACAGACAGCAGCAGCAGCAGCAGCAGCAGCACCGACGCUAGCUCGGCUACCCCCAGCAGCAGUAGCAGCAGAGGCGACGCUGCUGCUGCCAGCAACGCCCUCUUGUUAGAGUUAGAUUCUGACGCCGAGGGCCCUGUGGUGGAACUGGACGUGGGCGUGGGGGUCUUCGAAGUGAAGGGGCAGCUGCCCCCAGACUCUCGGCUGCAGCAGAUGGGCGUCGCCCUCGUCGAUUUGCCUGAAGGGCCUUCACCGCACCAAGACUCUGCUGCGGCGGGUCCCCCCUUGGACGCCCUGCAGCGCGCGCUGGCGGCGCGGCAGCAGCAGACCUGCUGCAGCAACGGCGGCAGACCAGUGGUCACGGUCCUCUCUAGCGGCAGCAGCAGCAGCAGCAGCAGCAGCGAAGGGGAAGACAGCGACGAGGCUCCUAAUGGCUAG